Scheffersomyces stipitis CBS 6054 is the source of this 1586-nucleotide messenger RNA. RefSeq names its product casein kinase (gene YCK1). Gene Ontology annotation, cellular component: cytoplasm; nucleus. Bases 1 to 1353 code for a protein of 450 amino acids. Gene Ontology annotation, biological process: endocytosis; peptidyl-serine phosphorylation; signal transduction. The record is from RefSeq and is a predicted model, not a curated record. Gene Ontology annotation, molecular function: protein serine/threonine kinase activity; ATP binding. The transcript is spliced from 2 exons. Lineage: Eukaryota; Fungi; Ascomycota; Pichiomycetes; Serinales; Debaryomycetaceae.
AUGGCCCAGACGACAUCCUCUAAUAUAGUAGGCGUCCACUACAAAGUGGGCAAAAAGAUUGGCGAAGGUUCAUUUGGUAUCAUCUUCGAAGGUAUCAAUAUUCUCAACAACCAGCAGGUAGCAAUCAAAUUUGAGCCGCGGAAAUGUGAAGCUCCGCAAUUAAGAGACGAAUAUCGCUCUUAUAGAAUUCUCAACAACUGUGACGGAAUCCCUCAGGCGUACUUCUUUGGCCAGGAAGGUGUUCACAACAUUCUCAUAAUCGACUUGUUGGGCCCCAGCUUAGAGGACUUGUUCGACUGGUGCAACCGCAAGUUCUCCGUCAAGACUGUAGUCCAGGUGGCCAAACAGAUGAUUCAACGCGUGGAAACCAUCCACGAAAGCAAUUUAAUAUACAGAGACAUCAAGCCUGACAACUUCUUGAUAGGAAAGCCCGGAACACCACAGGCUAACCAGGUGUACAUUGUGGAUUUCGGCAUGGCCAAGCAGUAUCGUGACCCCAAGACUAAAGUUCACAUCCCUUACAGAGAGAAGAAGGCAUUGAGUGGAACGGCCAGAUACAUGUCUAUCAAUACGCAUUUGGGUAGAGAGCAGCUGAGACGUGACGACUUGGAGAGUUUGGGUCAUGUGUUCAUGUAUUUUUUGCGAGGGUCACUUCCGUGGCAGGGAUUGAAGGCUCCUACGAAUAAGCAGAAGUACGAGAAAAUCGGCUUAAAGAAACAGACGACGUCUAUUAACGAAUUAUGCUACGGCUUCCCGAUUCAGUUUGCACAGUAUUUGACAUAUGUGCGGAACUUGAAAUUCGACGAAACUCCUGAUUACGGCUACUUGGUCGGCCUUAUGGAUAGGGCCCUUAUUUCGCUCGGUGUAGAGGCUGAUGGCCACUACGAUUGGAUGGAUUUAAAUGGCGGUAGAGGAUGGGACGCGGCCCUCAACAAGAAGGCCAAUCUCCACGGGUAUGGAAACCCCCAUCCUCCAGCACAUAGGCGACAGCAGCAAUCCCCUGCCCAUGCACAUCAGCAACAACAGCAGCAGCAACUGCAACAGCACACACAACAGCAACAACUACUGCUGUCACCUGGACAACAGAGAAAUGAUCAGAACUCGAAGUUGUUAUCGCUUUCACAACGCAACGGGCGUAACUCUCGGUCCAAGCUGCUUUCUUUCGGCAAUUACAACUCGAUCACUCAAGAUAGUCGCAAUCAUCAAUUUAUGAAUAACGCCGCCUACCAGCAACAGGGAAUGAUUCCAGUGCGUGAUGACGGUGACUUACAUUCCGACACCUCGAGUUUCAACGAAAGAAGAAAGAAGGGCCGGAGUUGUUUGACACGGGUGUUCUGCUGCUGUUUAAUAUAGAAGCUAUAGAUAAUCGCCAACCGAAACAAAACAAACAAAGUGCCAAUAUAAUAGUGUGGUCGUGCUCGAAAUCCAAUAUAGCACCAGUAUAAUUAGUACAAAUAUUACUACAAAUCCUAUAUAUACCGCAUCAAAGUUCAGUACAUAUGUCAAUGAACUGGUGCUUUGUUUACAGCCCCAUCACCACACUAUUUCUAUUCUAUAUUCUAUAUUCUACAUAUUUCUUGUACUUU